Molecule: messenger RNA, 1016 nt
Organism: Arachis duranensis
Lineage: Eukaryota; Viridiplantae; Streptophyta; Magnoliopsida; Fabales; Fabaceae
Product: protein DEHYDRATION-INDUCED 19-like
Exons: 5
Coding region: 219-875 (218 amino acids)
Source: RefSeq, a predicted model, not a curated record
UUUAAAAUAUAUUCCUGGGAAAAUUGGCGGGUGUCUCCUGAAGCUGAACGGUGAGAGCCUGAGAGGCAGUUAGUUAUGAAUUCUCAAGUGUGAUUCGGAAAUGUGAGAGACACGUGGCGUUCUGCAUUCUCUUCUCUUCGCUGAGUCUUCGUUGAGGUAGUUAGGGUUUUACUUACCAGUGUGUCUGAACACUGAACUGAACUCAAUAGAAUUCAGGAAUGGAACCCGAUCCUUCCUCUUUAGCUUCUUUCAGCAGCACUGAUAUUCAAUCUCUUGCCGAUCUGCUCGCAGAUCUGGUCCUCGGUGAGCAAUCGGUCGAUGAUGAUUUGAGGCCGAAGCAGGAGUUUAUGUGCCCUUUCUGCGGCGAAAUUCACGACGCCGAUUCACUUAGCUACCACAUUCACGAUCAGCAUCCCCGGCAUCUCACCAAUGGGGACUGUCCAAUUUGUGAAGAAUCGUUAGGGAUGGAACUUGUCGGUCAUAUUGCUAAAGAACAUGGAGAUCUUCUGAAAGUGCAGCGCAAAAGAAGGUUCAGGAGUGGAGGCUCGAAUCCUACAUUGAGAAACGAACUGGAUAAAGAAAUAUGGAACCACCUAUUAAGAGAUUUUUCAUGCAUAGCUCCCUCUGAGCUUGAUCCUUUGCUCUCAUCAUUUAUUUCCACCCCAGUUUUAGCUGACGAACAAUUCAGUGCACAAGUACAACCUCCAUUGGAAGCUAUUGAAAUGCAAAGUUUAGAAGGCGAUUUCUUGGAAAGAGAACCUGAACCGUUGCAACCACUGGACAAGGAUCAAGCCGAGAAAGAUCCAAGGUUUGAGUUCGUUCAGAGGUUACUGAUGUCUGCUAUUCUUGAUAAUAACUUACCAAUGAAAUUGUAGCUAGUUCUGACGUUAUUGAGGGAGGGGUUUAUGCUCAUUCAUAGAGUGAAUAUGUGGCAGAACGAUUGAAUGUGUCCAUAAUGUAACUAGACUUAUCUACAAUUGUUCAUAUAAAUGCAAUUAAUAGUAUUUUGAUUGUCA